AUGCUGGUUAACCGAAAGCUAGGCCAUGUGGUUAAUCCCGCUGACCGCUUGUCCAAACUAGAAACCAAUCACCCAUCCCUGACUAUAGGUCAUUGCCUCCGCAAAGAACAGCCGAGUGUGUUCCAGAAGGAGGAAGAAGACCCUGCGGAAGAGGGUGGCGCCUGGCUUCCCAGUAGUGUGAGCAUGGCAUCCGUCUUCGGCUAUGGCCGAAUGAGUGCCGAUCUAUAUCUCGCUUUGUCUACUCGGAAUUUGCCGUGGCUUGAUCGAGCAGUUCUGUGGGCUUGA
Penicillium canescens is the source of this 285-nucleotide messenger RNA. RefSeq lists its product as uncharacterized. The coding region runs from base 1 to 285 and encodes 94 amino acids. The record is from RefSeq and is a predicted model, not a curated record. The transcript has a single exon. NCBI's taxonomy places the organism in Eukaryota, Fungi, Ascomycota, Eurotiomycetes, Eurotiales, Aspergillaceae.